This is a messenger RNA of Aspergillus glaucus CBS 516.65, 619 nucleotides long. RefSeq lists its product as uncharacterized. The transcript has 2 exons. The record is from RefSeq and is a predicted model, not a curated record. Lineage: Eukaryota; Fungi; Ascomycota; Eurotiomycetes; Eurotiales; Aspergillaceae. The coding region runs from base 381 to 611 and encodes 76 amino acids.
CCCCUCGACUCGAAACCAGCGAAUUCCGGAUCUCUCCCUGCUGUCCUUGUUGGAAUUGCCAAAAUGGCGAAGAAAGCGAAAUCGCGUACCGUCCCUGUCCGGCUCAUCUCGAUGGCCAUGACUGGCUUCUACCGCACGAUGAUCAGACCCCGUACCCACCGGCCGCUCAGCAUGCUCAAGUAUGACCCAGUCGUGAAGAAGAAGGUGCUGUUCCUGGAGGCGACCAAGGGUGGACGAGCGAGAUAAACCGCGGACUACGAUUACGAUUCCCUUUUACUCCUAUUUUUGCGAUUUGCGACUUAUACGAUGGAAUGGCGCUGCUUGGAGGAAAAAAGAGUUGCUGUUGAAUACCCUGUGCGGAGUGGUGCCGGAAGACGGUCAUGUACAUUAGACGGAAUACAGCGGUGGCUGUACUGGGAAGGGGAAUUCUUUCAGUUCUGCUAGCUGUGUAUUCUGGGUUUGCAUUCUGGCGUUUUGUGCAAUACAAUCUGGAUGUGUUUGAUAUAGCCAUGAUCCUUUCUCGAAUUACAUAUCCCGAUAUUGCCCUAUUCCGAUCCGUCACAUUCUCAACCGUUAUUAAAUCCCCGACGCUCGAUACUCACGUCUCAUAAUAUAUACU